UGUAAUGUAAGCAAACACCAAAGUCCCUGUGGAUAUCCAUAAGACUCUUGAAGAUAAUUUUAAAGCCAUCAAAGAGCAGGGAAUCAAUGAAAUUUGUAAUUUCAUGUUAUCCAGUUUACGUGAAUAGGUAACUUUAAUUUUAAAUAAAUAUCCCAAGGACUUGCCAUAAUACAUAAGAUUACAGUAUUUGUAUAAUGUCCAUUAGAUCAAUUAGAAAAUGAGUUUGACUGAAUUGUGCAACAAUCAAUUGGAAUUGAACAUAGUAAACAAUAUCAAAUAUGUAUUCUCAAUGCAGUAUGAUAGAGUAUGGGUAAGAUUUAGAUUAAUUACUGAAUUAAAUGGAUACAUCCCUCAUUCCCUCAUGUGAAUAUUUGAGACCCAUCCCCUAAAUAUUAACACCAUAAUGGGAAGAGAUUUCACCUCAAUUUAUACAUCAACCAAUUUGGGAUUAUAAUAUUAAUCCAUUCCUUUUUCGAUUUCUUUUAGCAUAAGCACAAUCCUCCAAGUUACCCCCAUAAGAUUAAUAGAUGAUCUUGACUCUAUUCAAGUCUGAAUAUAAAAUUGAUAUCACACAAUUCAACAAUCUUGUGGAACACAAUCCUCAAUUGGUUAGUGAUAUCAUUACUAAACUACACUAAUCUGGUGUUAAUGUUCAUGAGUAAUUCUUAAAUUAUUAUCAUUUUCUAGAUAUUUAGAUUUCCUCAUUCAAAUUAAGGUCACCAUCUAAACUUUAGAAUUAGUGAAUCAACUCACUAAGAACAUCACUCUUCCUGAUUAAUUUCUUAAUAUGUUCAUUACCAGAUGCAUUGUAACUUGUGAAGAAGUCAAAUAAGUAAUAUUUUAAUUUCAUAAUCAACUUAGAAUCAAUAAUAAUUAGCCAGAUAAGUCAGACUAGUAUCAGUCUUCAUUAAGACUCUGAUCAAAUAAAAGACUUUCAAUCCUAAAAAGAUUUAUGUUGAACUCUAAGGAUUUUGUUUAGAGUUUUCUUCUAUUUAAGAAGCAACUCAAUUAUUUAAAGCUAUCAAAAAUGCUGUUCAGGAACAAUGA
Molecule: messenger RNA, 1047 nt
Organism: Paramecium pentaurelia
Lineage: Eukaryota; Ciliophora; Oligohymenophorea; Peniculida; Parameciidae
Source: the annotation of a GenBank genome assembly